Drosophila arizonae is the source of this 1878-nucleotide messenger RNA. It is a transcript of the gene pho, whose product is annotated as pleiohomeotic. Gene Ontology annotation, cellular component: chromatin; PcG protein complex; transcription regulator complex. NCBI's taxonomy places the organism in Eukaryota, Metazoa, Arthropoda, Insecta, Diptera, Drosophilidae. The record is from RefSeq and is a predicted model, not a curated record. Gene Ontology annotation, biological process: regulation of transcription by RNA polymerase II. Gene Ontology annotation, molecular function: DNA-binding transcription factor activity, RNA polymerase II-specific; RNA polymerase II cis-regulatory region sequence-specific DNA binding.
CAGUUAUUCAUUGCAUCCAUUUUUGUUCUGCUUAGUUCCUUUUUAAUUAAUUUUACAAUGAAAUGUUUCUAAUUAUUUGUGUUGUAAACAAUCUUAUACAAUUCAUUGAUUAUAUUCAUUGCUAGGAAAAAAUAUAUUAUUUAAGUGGCAAUCCAGUACAAUAAUUAUGGCCCUCGCCUGAACGCAACAAAAUCCGCUGCUGCCGAAUAUACCUCUGAAUUACACACAUAUACGUACAUACACAUAAAUACACACAUAUUUGGAGAAUCCUGCAAUGUACAACAAUUGAACGAUAACAGUCAUGGAUACAAAUGAUUUUGCCUAUGAACAUUACGGUAUAUUAGUUCAAAAUGAUGAAGAAUUGCCCAAAUCCCUAAAUGUUCAAAACCUAAGUAAUGUUUUAGGGACAGAUGACAUUGGACAUAGCAGCGAAUUGGUGCUUGUUUCGCAGCAUGAUUCCUUUCGCCAAACGGAUUUUCGAAAUAAUAGUUUGCACUUUGAUGGAAAAUCAUUAUUAAAGCCGCCAACAAAGAUGGAAGGGAACGCAAAUAAUGCAUUGGAAAGCACAAAGCAUUUGGAGGAAAGUGUUUCACAAGAUUUGGUUAAUUGCAUGCAAAAUUUAAGACAAGAUCGAUCAAAUGUUCAACCAGAACCACCGAUGGAUAGGAAAAAUAUGGCACUGAUGUCGGGAAAUGGCAAGUCCCGGCGGUGGGAACAGAAACUAGUUCAAAUUAAGACAAUGGAGGGCGAAUUUAGUGUUACAAUGUGGGCAUCGGGUACAUCGGACGAUGAGUAUUCCAGUUCGGAUCAAAAUGCCGACGAAGUUGACUAUUUAAUUGGCAAUGAAAGUGUGCUAAAUUCCGAACAGAUAAAAAAAAAUGAAACAGUAUUACAGCAACAACAGCAGGAUCAAUUAUUUUUUCAACAGCAGCAAGAACAAUUUCUACAACUACAGCCUCAAUUAAUUCUCUCGAUGAAUGGGGCAACAACGGCAGCAGCAGCAGCAGCAUCAGCAGCAACAGCAGCAACAGCAGCAACAGCAGCAGCAGCAGCAGAUAAAUGUAAUCUUAGUUCAAAAAGAAAUUUAUGUUGUGAAACACAAAUAUCAUCGUAUGUAGCCAUAUCCCAGGGACGUCGCCUAAUCAAUGAAGAAACUCUGCUGGUUGAUAACAAUCAAUCAUUAGGGCCAAAUGAUGAUUGUGAUAUAAAUAACGAUGUCACUACUGCAUCAGCAUCAGUAACUUUCGCAACAGCACCGGCAACAGCAGCCCCAGGGACAGCAGGAGCACCCCCAAUAACAACAGAAUCGGCUGAGUCAGCGGAUACCACCGACUUUGCACAAUUUGGCAAUGAUAAAAAGAUCCCCUGUCCACAUAAGGGCUGCCAUAAAUACUUUCGUGAUUCAUCCGCAAUGCGUAAACAUUUGCAUACACACGGACCUCGCGUUCAUGUCUGCGCUGAAUGUGGCAAGGCAUUUGUUGAGAGCUCAAAACUGAAGAGGCAUCAACUAGUGCACACGGGCGAAAAACCAUUUCAAUGCACAUUCGAGGGUUGUGGCAAACGUUUCUCAUUAGAUUUUAAUUUAAGAACGCACGUGAGAAUUCAUACUGGAGAUAGACCUUUUGUAUGCCCGUUCGAUGCGUGCAAUAAAAAGUUCGCUCAGUCGACAAAUUUAAAAUCCCACAUCUUAACACAUGCAAAAGCCAAGCGAAAUACAGCCAAUCCGCGCCAUAACAUUUGCCCCAACAACGAGCCUCUAAGCCCCAGUGGGGAAAGCUCUACAAACUUAAUAAAAGUAGAAUCGCGUGAUACAACUAUGUCAGAAACCCAAGCACCAUUUGUAAUGUAUGCCGACUAAAAUAUUCGUGUGUAUAUAAA